Molecule: messenger RNA, 1947 nt
Organism: Aureobasidium pullulans EXF-150
Lineage: Eukaryota; Fungi; Ascomycota; Dothideomycetes; Dothideales; Saccotheciaceae
Exons: 3
Coding region: 1-1947 (648 amino acids)
Biological process (GO): regulation of DNA-templated transcription; DNA-templated transcription
Molecular function (GO): DNA-binding transcription factor activity, RNA polymerase II-specific; DNA binding; zinc ion binding
Source: RefSeq, a predicted model, not a curated record
AUGGCCGCAAACAUAACAGGCACCUCGCCAACAUCAGACAACAAUCUCAUCCGUCCAGUAGCUUGCAAGCGAUGUCGGGGUCGUCGUACCUACUGCUCCAAAGAGCAGCCUGUGUGUGCAAGCUGCAGAGAAGGUCGACAUGAGUGUGUGUACGAGUCCGGUCGAAAGAUCGCAGUAUCGGAGAGUUAUCUACGAGAUCUCGAAGCAAAGUUGAAAGCAUACGAAGCAAGUCCUCCGAUUCCAACUCCGCAAAGCUCUUCAUGUAUCGGGAAGCGAACUGAUUCGGACCUGGAUGUCAAUCCUCUCAUGGACAACUUUGCCAACCUUGUCAUGAGCCCAUCCGGUAAACACCAUUACCUGGGAAGUUCUUCAUCAACAGUCCUAGGCAGACGCUUCAACGAUAUUGUAGGCAUCACGAGUCCAGGCUUCGACCUUGAUCGAGAAUACUCGACCUACAAUCAUUCUGCACUACGACUUAGGCGCCUUUCAAUCGUGGACAACGUCCAGCUUCCACCUGCUGCGUUUGCAAAACGACUCUACAUGGCACAACACAGUUACAUCGGCACCAUCUUCGCAUUUUGUACACCCGAGAUGUUUGAGGAACAACUACAACAAGCAUAUAGAGGCCCUCCAGAUGUUGGAGACAGAGAAGCUUGCCUUGCAUAUUGUCAGACGCUUCUGGUCUUGGCCUUUGGUCAACUUUACUCAGUGAACCAAUGGUCUGGCUUUGACGGUCCUCCUGGCUUCGACUAUUUCACCCAAGCCCUGCAGUAUCUACCAGACAUGUAUGAAGAAGGCUCUGUUUUGUUCGUGGGCGUCUUGGCGUUGAUCGGAUAUUUCAUGCAGAAUCUCAGCCGACGAGAUGCCGCCUUUUUGUACGUUGGAACUGCAUUGAGAAUGGCAAUAUCACUUGCUCUGCAUCAAGAAGUACCGGAUCCACGUCUUGAUGAGGCCAGUAAAGAGCAACGUCGGCGGAUAUGGUGGAGCGUGUACAGUCUUGAUCGCAUUUUAUGCGUGAAGAGUGGCAACCCUCUGACCAUUGACGACCAAGACAUUGCUGUGAAGCUGCCGAACAGGCUGAGCAAUGAGCCUGAAUACUGCCCUGCAGUGUGUCUACGACACUAUACCCAAUUAUCACGCAUCCUUGGACGAAUUAUGAAAACCAUUUACAGAAAAACACCGAAGAGCGGUUCAACGCUGAUUGCCUCUGUCUCCGAGAUCAUGACCUCCCUUUCAACAUGGCACAGAGACUUGCCUGAUCAGCUUCGGUUCGACCCUGCGAAGCUCAAUGUGUCUCGAGAGUCAGUCUCGACAUUCUUGCACUACCAUCAAUGUAUCAAUCUCACCGCUCGACCUCUUCUCUUCCACGUCGUUGAGAAACGUCUCCAAGGUACUGCUGACGAUCUUGGGAAAGACUGGAAGGACGGACUCUCCCCCACGACUAUUGCUGUGAUCGACAUGUGCGUCUCAGCGGCGAAAGACUCUGUCACUAUGAUGACUUUUGCAGCACAGAAAGAUCUGGUAGCGACCUACGGCUACAUGGAUGGUGAACACGCUUUUUCUGCAGCCAUUGUUCUUGUCAUGAUUUGCGUUGCCUUCCCUGCAACCAGAUCAGAGAUCACAGCUAUGGACCAAGCCCUUGAACUGUUACGAGGCAUGGCUGACAGAGGGAAUACUCACAUCGCUGCCAGAUGUCAAUUGUUGUCGCAUCUACGAUCUAUGAUUUCGCAUCCUUCUACCACCAUCGCCUCGACUCCUCCUGCCGCGGCAAUACCCCAACAAAACACGACUUUCGUGGACGUCGACCAAAUGUUGUCGUAUGAGGCUGGUGAUGUUGACUUUGGACUCUGGGAAGAAGGCUACACAAAUCCCGACCUCGACAUCGACUUUGAUUUGACACAAUGGACGCAGGCGGCCCAGAACACCUACGGUGUAGGGCCGAUGUGA